Messenger RNA from Aplysia californica (California sea hare), 6096 nucleotides. RefSeq names its product cytoplasmic aconitate hydratase. NCBI's taxonomy places the organism in Eukaryota, Metazoa, Mollusca, Gastropoda, Aplysiida, Aplysiidae. Gene Ontology annotation, molecular function: 4 iron, 4 sulfur cluster binding; aconitate hydratase activity. Gene Ontology annotation, cellular component: mitochondrion; cytosol. The record is from RefSeq and is a predicted model, not a curated record. Gene Ontology annotation, biological process: tricarboxylic acid cycle; citrate metabolic process.
GUUCAACUCUCAGCACUAGCUCAAGUAUCGAUACUCUACAUCGAUAUUAUUGCAGUACACAGGUCAAUAGGUCACUCAAGAUGGCGGCUGUAGCAGAAAACCCAUUCCAGAAUGUUGUCAAGGAGCUGGAGGUCGAGGGUAAAAAAUUCACCUAUUUUGACCUCGCCAGUCUCGGGAAGGAGAAACUCGCACCCCAUCAGCCCCAUCAUCAGGAGGGGUGCGCUACUCCCCCAGCCCUACUGCUGCUGCUGCUGCUGCUGCUGCUGCUGGACGACCCGGUAGACGUAGUGGUGGUGGUGUUGGUGUUGGUGGAGGGUUCGCUGUUGUCGGUCGCAGCGGCUUCAACGACAGCAACAACAGCGGUAACAAUGAUGGUGGUGGUGACGUUGGUCUGUAUCGGCCAUGCUGUAAGCGACAACCGCGACCCAUUAUCCCUCGCCGGCUGAUCCCAGGACAACAUCAACAACAGCAACAACAGCAGCAGAAGUGCCAAGAGCCUCAUCCUACGGCCAUAUCGCCUCCCUCCUCUGCCUCCUCCUCCUCCUCCUCCUCCUCCUCCCUCACUUCUACGACACACGCCCCUCACCGAGAGGCUCCCCCAGCAAACAGCGGCAAAAACGACGACGGAAAUAAUCCAUCACCAUCGUCGUCGUCGUCGUCAUCUUUUUCGCCUACGUCUCGACGAGUGGUCUCGCCACCUCCAAAUCAUCUGCGACCGCAACGGCCAGCUUCCUUCUCGUCCGCCUCCUCUUCAUCGUCAUCUUCCCAACAACAACAACCACCACCACCACCAUCAUCAUCGUUUUCAUCAUCGUCGUCGUCGCUCCGUCCCUCUUCGUCGUCCUCCUCGAAUGCCGCGGCCCGUGCCGCCCCACAUUGGCCCCACAGCCAGUUCCCAGUACACAGUCCUAGUUGUCCCUUCCACGCACAGCCGACCAAAGGUGCUGAUGCCUUGGAGAAGAAUCAGGAGUUGGAGUUUGAGCGCAACAGAGAACGCUUCCUCUUCUGUAAGUGGGGCGCCCAGGCUCUGCGCAACAUGCUGAUCGUCCCCCCUGGCUCGGGCAUCGUGCAUCAGGUGAACCUGGAGUACCUGGCCCGCGUGGUGUUCAGCGACAGCACCUGCCUCUACCCGGACAGCGUGGUCGGCACCGACUCGCACACCACCAUGAUCAACGGGCUGGGCGUCCUGGGAUGGGGUGUUGGCGGUAUCGAGGCUGAGGCUGUGAUGUUGGGUCAGGCCAUCUCCAUGGUGCUGCCCCAGGUGGUGGGCUACAAACUGACGGGCACUCUGCACCCACUGGUCACCUCUACUGACGUGGUGCUGACUAUUACCAAGGUCGCGAUGCGCAGAAGGUGAGCGUGAUCGAGGCGUACCUCAAGGCCAACAACUUGUUCCGAGACUACGAGAACACAGCCCAGGAUCCCAUCUUCUCUGAGGUGGUAGAGCUGGACCUGUCCAGUGUGGUCCCGUGCUGCUCCGGGCCCAAGCGUCCCCACGACCGCGUCGCCGUCACCGAGAUGAAGGAAGACUUCCUCAAGUCCCUCACCAACAAAGUGGGAUUUAAGGGAGACCUAGUUGUGUGUGGCGUCCUCUCUGGCAACAGGAACUUUGAGGGUCGCAUCCACCCGCUGACCCGCGCCAACUACCUGGCGUCGCCCCCUCUGGUCAUCGCGUACGCUCUCGCCGGGACGGUCAACAUCGACUUUGAGGUUCAGCCUUUAGGAGUGGAUGCAGACAACAAGCCGGUGUUCCUGCGAGACAUCUGGCCCACGCGGGAUCAGAUUCAAGCUGUGGAGAAACAGCACGUGGUGCCCGCCAUGUUCCAGGAUGUCUACUCCCGCAUCUCGGAAGGCAACCAGCGUUGGAACGGUCUAGAAGCACCCGCCAGUGAUCUGUACCCAUGGGACCCCAAGUCCACCUACAUCAAAUCGCCGCCUUUCUUCGACGAUAUGGAGCGUGAGGUUCCCCCCGUCCGCUCCAUCGAGAACGGAGCCGUGCUCCUCAACCUGGGCGACUCGGUCACCACGGACCACAUCUCUCCGGCCGGCAGCAUCGCCCGCAACAGUUCCGCUGCUCGCUACUUAGCCUCCCGAGGCCUGGUUCCCCGCGAGUUCAACUCGUACGGUUCGCGCAGAGGUCACGACGAGGUCAUGGCGCGCGGAACCUUCGCCAACAUCCGUCUAGUCAACAAAUUCCUCAGCAAGCCCGGGCCCCGAACCCUGUACCUUCCCACUGGGGAGGAGAUGGACAUCUAUGACGUUGCCCAGCGCUACGCACAAGACAAACGGCCACUGGUCAUCCUGGCAGGAAAAGAGUACGGCUCGGGAUCCUCUCGUGACUGGGCCGCCAAGGGACCUUGGAUUCUUGGCGUGCGUGCUGUGAUCGCGGAGAGCUACGAGCGCAUCCACCGCAGCAACUUGGUGGGCAUGGGCAUCGUGCCGCUGCAGUACCUGGCGGGCCAGUCGGCCGACUCGCUGGGCAUCACGGGCAAGGAGGGAGUGACCAUUCAGCUGCCUGAGCAGAUAGUGCCGGGCCAGAACAUCACUGUGGCGCUGAGUGACGGACGUUCCUUCGAGGCGCGACUGCGAUUCGACACGGAGGUCGAGCUGACCUACUUCAGGCACGGCGGUAUCCUCAACUACAUGGUGCGGCGCAUGUUGUAGGUGGCAGCACGUUCUACUGUGUUGUAGGUCACAGCACGUUUAACUGUGUUGUAGGGCGCAGCACGUUUUACUGUGUUGUAGGUCACAGCACGUUUAACUGUGUUGUAGGUCGCAGCACGGUCCAUCGCUGUCUUUGAAACAGGAGGAGGGAGAUACGGUUUUGGUGCCAUUUGCGACGGAAGCAGGCUGUGCUACUACUACUGGGGGUUUUGGAGCCGCUGUGAAUUCUUCGUUUGUUUGUUGUGAGGUUACCAUCGCUGCGUUACGUUCCUCUGUUGGUUGUGAAGGGGAAAGAAAGCAUUUCGGCUGCUCAGCGUAAGACCCUUGGUCAUACUCGUGCGUCACUUUUCAAAAUGGCGUAUGGCGUCAUAUUCAUGUGUUACUUUUCAAAAUAGCUUAUGGCGUCAUACUCAUGUCACUUUUCAAAAUAGCGUAUGGCGUCGUACUCCUAUAUAUGUCACUUUUCAAAAUGGCGUUUUGCGUCAAACUCAUGUCACUUUUCAAAAUGGCGUAUGGCGUCGUACUCGUGCGUCACUUUUCUAAACGGAGUAGGAAGGAGUUUUACGCUAAGCAAUUGAAUCAGAGGAAAAUGAGAUGUUGAAUAAUAUGUACAGGAGGUUGAUAUUUUCAGCCAGAGCUAAAGGAUGAAACGUUAUUCCCUUUUUUUCCAUCCGUUGAUUCAGAAGGGGAGAAAAUUUUAGAGGAGAGGGAAAAAAAAAAGAGUUAAAUAUCUAUAAGAGGUUGCUAUUUGCAAGGAUGAAAUUAUAUUCUUUGUGAAUAGCACAUGGCAGAGAACGACCUUGAAUGAACAUAAGUUGGUGAGGAAAAAAAAAAAAAAAAAAAAAGAUCAAAAUCUGUUGCAGUACAAGGAGGGAGGGGAGGGGGUGUGCACAGAAGUAGUCUAUGCAUCUGUCAGACCACAGACUGAUAUAAUAUUCCUAGACUGCAAACUGUCGUGGCUUCCGCUCUUUGAUCUCUAUAAAAACUUCACUGCCAAGCGUGCGCUCUACGGGCCGCGCGCGCCAUUACGCACAAAUAACAGGCAAUACACCACAGUCUGGCUAUAAUAAAAGGAGUGCGCAUCGUACCUUUCUCCGUUGACCUUUAUUUGGCUCACAUUGAGUCCAAAUGUUUCGGCUUUAUCGUGAACUGGAUAUAUACGACAAGAGAAUGCAUGGUCUAGGAUUUUAUUAUAAGUAGAAGUCUAUGGGUUUGACUUUGUCACACUUUAUGAUUGUUUGGUGGUUAGUUAUUUAUGAAAACACAGAUCUUGUAUGUUUCAUGUGUGUUAUAAGAAAUAAUAAUAAUAAUAAAUUGCAUUUAUAUAGCGCAUUUCCACAAAGAAGUGCUCAAUGCGCUGUGUGUGUUAGACUUGUUCAGAACACAGAAGUAUUUAUUUCAUGUGUUAGUAAAUUUGGUGACUUGUUGAGCCAGCCACCUCCCAACCAAGAAAUCCCCCACAGCCUUGGAUUUUUCUUACUCCUUUAAAAAAAAUAAUUUUUUUAAAAAGUUUUGUUUUUUCCUUCCUUCGUUUUCGACAGAUGAUGGAUGGAAGCAGCGUUUCCUCUACUAUAACAUAACCAGAAAGUGAUAUAACUUGUCUCGUAUUUUGUGGACGUUUUGGUUCAGAUAGUAUCGGGCAUUCUUCUUCUUCUUCUAGCGUCAUGUGUAAUGUGUAGGGAAAAACAUACGUGGUGCUGACACGGAAUGAAAUAUUGAUAUAUAUAUAUAUAUAUAUAUAUAUAUAAUGUCAUAAUGUCAUGUGUAUGUAUGUAUUUGUGUGUGUGUGUGUGUAUCGGUGCAGUUGUUCAUUCACUUCCUAAGAAAUGUGGUGUCUUCUGAAUGAUUUUUAUUCUUACUAUCUUGCUAUCUUGGACGUUUUUUUAGGCAGUUUUGUUUUGUUUUUGUGGCUUUUGUGACAAUCAGUGUUGUGUGUGUGCGUGCGUGCGUGCGUGCGUACGUACUUGUGCGAUGCCCAUUUCUUGUCGUCGGUGUGUCCUGUUGAAGAAUGAGUUCAAAAAGGUUUUGUCCUGUUGGUUGUCGGGUGGAGGGGGGUGGGGGGGGAUGUUGUUGCAGAUUGGUUUGGGGAGGUCGUGCAUGUGUGUAAAUCGUUGGUCUUGGUUACUUUGAGCGGGAGUUCAAAGGUCGGUUUGUUCUAACUUAACGCUGAGCACCGCAGUGCUGAAUUUAUUUUGUGUGGAAUGUUGGUCUAGGCAAAAACUUUGAGGGAGAGUUCAAAGGUCGGUUUAUCCUUGAGGAUGUAGCGUAGUGCGGAAUUGAUUUUGUGUGGAAUUUUGGUCGUGGCUAUUUCGAGCGAGAGUUCAAAGGUCGGUUUGUCUUUGAGGGGGGGGGGUGUAGCGUAGUGCAGAAUUGAUUUUAGUUUUUGGAUUCCUCUUUCGUUGCCACUAACUUGCGUGUCAUACAUGAUAAUAUGAGCUUCCAUUUUAAAAGGGGGGGGGGUUCAGUUUGCAUUUGUUUUGUCGCUGUAGUGGUUUUUGUUGUUGUUACUGUUAUCAAGUCAAGUCUUAAACAAACUGCCCAGACUGCCGUGGUUUUGGAUGUAUAUUUUUUUAAACUUUUCCGAUCCAGCUGCCAUAUGGGUGGGUUCUCUAGCCCUUCGGUCUGUCGAUAUGGCAAAGAAUUUACAGUUUUUCAUCAGCUGUGCUUUGUUUUGGAUGUAUUAGUACCGAAAAUGUAUUGUGUAUUAUUAGUAGUAUUAUUACCGUAUAUAUGUUGGUGAAGUUGCUUGUAUCGAUGCUCGCGUAUUGUGAAUACAUAAGGGCUGCUGUUUUUGGAGGGUGGAGCUUUUGCUUGUUUAUUUAUUUAUUUUAUUCAUCCAUCGGUGUGUCGUCCGUCUAUCAGUCUGUUCGUCUGUCGUGCGUGUCUCUGUGUUGGGUUCGCUAGGCAGGAGAGACAGAGUUCUGUGUAUAAUUAUGUUAAUUGUAUGUGGACAGGUGGAGUUUAAGAAACCCCUCCUCCUAAAUUAUCUAAAUUGUGUCGAUGGGGGGAGUAAAAUCACUUUGAAAAAAAAAUGUUUUUUUGGGGGUCAUGUACCCUCAGUGGAAGGCUUUUGAUGAAUUAUGUGCGUAUGUUAGCAUGUCGAUGUUUAUAUGUGCGUAUGUUAGCAUGUCGAUGUUUAUAUGUGUGUAUGUUAGCAUGUCGAUGUUUAUAUGCGUGUCUGUAAAUGCGUCACCACUUAUGGGUGUAUGUCAGUGCAUUGCCAGUUAUGCACAUUGGUUAAUGUGUUGCUAUUUAUGUGUGUUGUUAGUGAGUCGUUAUUUAUGUGUGUAAGCGCGUCAUUAUUUAUGUGUGUGUGUAGCCAGGGAUGGCGGUUGUCCACAGAAUAUCCAGCACAUCAAAAUGUUCAUACCGUAAACCCGUUGUUCUUGUCGUUGGUGUAUAAAGACGGAAAAUAAAUUUGGGCAAAGUGAA